This is a messenger RNA of Leptinotarsa decemlineata (Colorado potato beetle), 1084 nucleotides long. RefSeq names its product macrophage mannose receptor 1. Lineage: Eukaryota; Metazoa; Arthropoda; Insecta; Coleoptera; Chrysomelidae. The record is from RefSeq and is a predicted model, not a curated record.
AAAUGAACUGAUCAUGUGGUUCAUAUACUCCUGUUUAUUGAUACUAUUGUUUGAAUUUCAAGUUUCAUUUGCAGCAAUCCCAGUUGAUUCAUCUUCGUAUGCUAUAGGAAGAAGAAGAUAUUACAUCGGACUGGAUAAGGUCCCAUGCAAUCAAGCAGUUGAAAUAUGUCGGAGAAAGUCAAUGAGACUUGCUAGCAUACGAAAUGAAAGAGAGAAUAAUGAUGUGUACAGAUUUCUCUCGCAACAGAAUUACAACGGUGGGGCCUUCAUUUCGGCAAAAAUAUUGAGUUAUGGAAACGCAUGGUCUUGGUUGGAUGGAACACUUGUCAAUUAUUUCAAUUGGAAUUCAGGAGAACCCAAUGGUUACGAUGAGACGGAAAGAUGCGUUCAAGUAUUCAUUAAAAAAAAUACCUUGGUAUGGGACGAUCAUUCCACAAUUGUGGCGAAUUCCUAUAUCUGUGAAUCGAUGACUGAUGACGAUAAUAUACAAAUUGAUAACGGAAUUGGAAAGAAGUAUUAUCUUGGUAAUGAGAAGGUGACAUACUUUGGAGCCAUUCAGUAUUGUGAGGAUAUGUAUAUGACGCUUGCUUCAGUGAGAAAUGCUGAAGAAAAUUCCGCUCUGCAUCAUUUGAUACUGACAAAAGGGAUAAAAGGACAUCGUUCUUGGAUUUCGGCAAAUCAGAGAGUUGGCUCAACCAACUGGCUGUGGCUCAAUGGGAGUGAUGUUGAAUAUUUCAACUGGGAUCAAGGAAAACCGUCUAACGAAGGUCUGGGAGAGAACUGCAUAACCGUUUCGGAGAAAGAGCAACAAGCAAAAUGGGUAGAUGCCCCUUGCGAUGAGAAGAAUUAUGCUGUCUGCGAAAAACUCGAUUCAAAGAAGCCGGAUUCCCAGAGAAAUAUAUUCCUUGACGUAAAAACGAGUGACCUUUCAUUGAAACUGAAUAUUGAUAGAAAGUGAAAGAUAGCGAUAUCAUUACCAAAGAGCCUGUGCUAAAUAGCAUUUGAAUAAAUAUAAUUUUUAUCUUCGAACUUGAUAUGAUUCUGAUUUUUAGUCACGAAUAAAGAAAUAGUGUUGCUGUAUUUU